Messenger RNA from Suricata suricatta (meerkat), 683 nucleotides. RefSeq names its product skin secretory protein xP2-like. The transcript has 3 exons. NCBI's taxonomy places the organism in Eukaryota, Metazoa, Chordata, Mammalia, Carnivora, Herpestidae. The record is from RefSeq and is a predicted model, not a curated record. The coding region runs from base 34 to 666 and encodes 210 amino acids.
CGGCUCAUUUGUUCAGACUGGCGUGUGAGCAAUAUGUUCUGUUGUGUGCCCAUACCCUGCUGCUGCCAGCCCAGGAGAGCCGACGGCGACCAUGGUUCCCGAACCUGGAGACAGGGGGGAUGCUCUUGGGCAGGACGCCUCAGGUCGCUAACUAGGAGGAAGCCUAAGAGAUCAGAUGCUAUUGGCACGAGGUUGGCGGAGGUCAAGUUUUAUUCCAUGAUACCACUGGAUGUAUGCUGUGCGGCCCACAAGGGCCACCCUGGACUUGGCGAGAGAGCGGCGGUCCGAGACUCAGGUGCAGAAGCGGCUCCAGAGCCCGACUCAGCCCCAUCUGGGGCAUCGGCAGCUCUGGAGGCAGGGGUGGUGUCUGCAGCGACUCCCGCAGGGGCCCAGGAGCCUGCAGGUGACCCGGCACCUGGGCAGGGACAACAGGCCCCUGAGAAGAGUCAGCCGGGUCCUGCUCCCGAACUGGCUUCUGCCCCUGCCCCUGUGCCUCCUCCUGUCCCUGGAAACCUGGCAGCCACGCUGGGGGACCCUGAAGCUCCUGGGGAGACCUGUGCUGCCCCUUUCCCUGACCCUGAUACUGCAAGGAAUUGGGUAUUUCUACUAGUCAUCAUGUUUUUAAUCUUUUACUUGAAUCAUUUUAGCCCCAUUAAUGUCAAAUAAAAAUUUUAAUUUCUGUA